AUGGCACAUCAAUUCCCACCAUCAUCUCCAGCAGCAUUUAGAACCUCGAAUAGGGACUUGAUAGACGUCGAUGUAGGGAAUUAUCCUUCACAAUUAUCUUCAGAGGAUUACUUACUAGAGAAAUCAAGGGCACAUUAUUUGACUGAGCAUCCUAACUCUGUAUUUAAGCACUCACAAAAUAAUAAUUAUCCAAGUCCAGGCCCUUCCUCUAGUAUGCAUAUUCCUUCUUCACCAAUUAAAAAUGCCAACAAUAGCAAGCUGAAAGCGCCAUCCGUAGUAAAAAAGUUGUCCAACUCAAGUACUUACAUUGAAUUAGAUCCAUACAAUACUUCACGUCUGACGAUAGGGCGUAAACGUUCCGUUUGUGAUAUCAUUUUACCCAGUAAGAAGAAUAUUUCUAGGCAGCAUGCUUUCAUAACAUACAUACAUGAGACUAAUAAAGUUAUUUUAGAGUGUAACGGUACCAAUGGAAUAAUUAUUAAAUUACCCACUGGGAUAGAUUUCUAUUUGAUAAAACCAGAUGAUACCAAGCCAGUUUUCGAGUUGGUUUCCAAAGAAAACAGCUUUUCUUCUAUAGUGCAGAAAUUCUCUAGUGAACAAAAUAAAUUACUAAUUAAGAGUCGAAACCUAACUUCUUUCGCCCUUUUGAAAGGUGAAAAGGUCCUGAUGCCAUUUAUUAAAGAAACUAUCAUUGACUUCAGGCAGGUUCAGAUAAUUCUCAAGCUCCAAAAUAUUGAAACAGAUUUUUACUCGAAUACUUCAAGAAACCUUUGCCAUGAUGAUAAUGCGACCGAAACUGAUGCCGAAAUGACAUUUUUAAAUGCAAAAAGUGAUGAUUUUCAUUCCGUUGCAUUGACACCUUCGAAAAGGUUGAUUCCCGUCGUACAUUCACCAUCGACAGAGAAGAAUGAAAGUUGUAGGUCGGAGCCCUCUUCCCCUGAAAGCGAAACUGAUAUAGUUGUAAACACAAUGACUCCACGAACUUUCCCAAGUGGUGUUUUGCCUAAUACACCAAUAAAGAUUAGGAAAGAGGGUAUACGCUCGUCGAAUUUUGAGACGCCUGUCAGAUCACAAGACAAGAUGGCGAUAAAAGUGUCUCAAUUCCCUAAUUUGGAUUUUACAAAUAAUUCCAAUUGUAUGACUAUAUACAGUUUAUUGAAGAAAGGCGAUACUAUGAAAUCAAAUUCCUCGGUGAGAUCGCCUUUUCAGGAUUCAAAGACUGAGUGUAAAGAAAUGAACAAAAAAUGCCAGGCAAGUUCUCCCCCAGAAAGCAGUAUCAUAGCGAGCGUUGAAGCAUUACAGUCCGAUAAUUGUGGAAACGUUACUAAAAUGCAUAACGCGUCUUGCAAUAAAUCUAUUAAGGUCAAUCGAGAAUCGGAGCUUCCUCAAAAGAUUGUGAAGCCAAAGAGGCAGCAAAUUAAAAAAGGAAUAAAAAAGAAUAUUGAGAGAAAAACGAAUGAAGAAAUUUUGCAACACAUGGGAGAUCGUGGAACUAACUGUGGUGAGCUCCAGCGCAUUUUAUCAAAUUACUUAGCGUUUUCAACAAUUCAACAAACACCAUUAUCUUUAUUAUGGAAAAUCAAUCCUGCCAUUUCGAGCUUGAAAAGAGAUGAACUACAUGCUCUGUUAAUGGCAGAUAAAUCAAUUGGCAUAAUCAGACGCUAUGGUAAGGAUGCUGCGAACAAACCUUUGGAGGAAGAAUACUAUUAUGAUAUAGAAAAUGACCGUGAUAAAGAUAGAAGAGAUCUACUAAUAUCUUUGAAGGGAGGAAGAAAUGGCAUAAGAUCUUGUAGGAAAACUCAUAAACAAUAUUACUGGAAGAAACCAGCGAAAUGA
Molecule: messenger RNA, 1836 nt
Organism: Kazachstania africana CBS 2517
Lineage: Eukaryota; Fungi; Ascomycota; Saccharomycetes; Saccharomycetales; Saccharomycetaceae
Gene: PLM2
Product: Plm2p
Exons: 1
Coding region: 1-1836 (611 amino acids)
Molecular function (GO): protein binding
Source: RefSeq, a predicted model, not a curated record